AUGACGAAAACCAUUAUUCCGACCAUUGACGCCAUUGAAGUCCAAGAUUAUUUCACAGAUUUCAUUGAAAAGAAUAAAACUGAACCUCUUAAAAUGAAUAAAAUGGAAUUUGAUAAAAGACUCCUAGAAGGAUAUGAUGGGACGUUGGUAGCUGAAAAAUUAGCAGUCGAUGAUCUUACAGCCACAGUCAUUAAACAGAAGCUUGAAGAUCUUCGCAAAGAUCUCAUAAAAUAUGAAGACCAGAAAAAAUUUUACACUUCUGAAUUUGAUAAAUUUGAAGAAGACAUAGAAACUUAUUCUAAACAAUUGGCAUCAGGAGAUGAAGAUUCGACCAUUCAACAACUACAGAAGUCAAAAUGCAGCUCAACAGUCAGCCUGUGGCAUUUAACCCAGGUUAAAACAAUCCUUUCUGAAAAUGAAGAAGUAGCAGAAUUUAUUGACCAGUCUAUACAGAAAAUUGAAGGGGACCCCCCACCUGCUGUGCCUAAUUUAGAAUUUGAUAACUCUUCAAUUGUGUCGAGCUCUUCUUCUGGUGUGAAGAAGAAAUGGGGACUGUCAUCCCUUUUCAAAAGUGCUGGUAAUUCAUCAGCAGCAGCAGCACAAACCCUAGAUGGACAUGCCAACCACAGGGAGAAUUACGAGGAGCCUGUUGUUAAUGUGACAGAUAAUUACAAAGAAGACUUUACUGAGUCACUCUAUUGCUUUCUUCUUUAUCCUUUUUUUUCUUCUUCUCUUGUCCUUUUUUCUUCUCUUAUCUUUCUUAUCUUAUCCUUUUUUCUUCUUUACCCUCUUUUCUUCUCUUUUUUCUUUUCUUCUCUCUUUUUUCUUUUCUUCUCUCUUUUUUCUUUUCUUCUCUUUUUUUUCUUUUCUUCUUUUUUCUUUUUUUUUCUUUUUUUUUCUUUUCUUCUCUUAUCCUUUUUCUUUUUUCUUUCUUUAUUUUUCUUUAUCCCUUUUUCUUUUUAUUUAUUUCACUCUUUUCUCUCUUCUCUCUCUCUCUUCUCUUCUCUCUCUUCUCUUUCUCUCUUUUUCUCUCUUCUCUUUUCUCUCUCUCUCUCUUCUUUCUCUCUUUCUCUUUUCUCUCUUCUCUUUUCUCUCUUCUCUUUUCUCUUUUCUCUCUUCUCUUUCUUUCUUUUCUCUCUUCUCUUUCUUUCUUUUCUCUCUUCUCUUUCUUUCUUUUCUCUUUUCUCUUUCUUUCUUUUCUCUCUUCUCUUUCUUUUCUCUCUUCUCUUUCUUUUUCUCUCUCUCUUUCUUUCUUUUCUCUCUCUCUUUUUUCCUCUAUUUUCUGUUCAUUAG
Molecule: messenger RNA, 1293 nt
Organism: Acanthosepion pharaonis
Lineage: Eukaryota; Metazoa; Mollusca; Cephalopoda; Sepiida; Sepiidae
Source: the annotation of a GenBank genome assembly